Messenger RNA from Vitis vinifera (wine grape), 3701 nucleotides. Its product is annotated as transcription factor EMB1444. Gene Ontology annotation, molecular function: DNA-binding transcription factor activity; protein dimerization activity. Bases 1158 to 3410 code for a protein of 750 amino acids. The transcript is spliced from 11 exons. Lineage: Eukaryota; Viridiplantae; Streptophyta; Magnoliopsida; Vitales; Vitaceae. The record is from RefSeq and is a predicted model, not a curated record. Gene Ontology annotation, biological process: regulation of DNA-templated transcription.
GGUGCUUCUGUUUUAUAAAGGCAGAGGUGAAGGUCUAAAGUGAAGCGUAGGCCGUGGGAGUGGGGGGAGGGGGAUGCUAAGGUGAGCAUGGUGCGUAGGAUAAAAGGAGUAACAAGUGAGGAGUGGAGUUUAGUGGCGAUUUCGUAAUUUAAGUGGGGAAUUAGUGGGUGGCGAGUGACGACAAGCCGCAGAAGAGAAGUGAAUUAUAGGGUAAGCAUGAUGGGCAGGAGGAUAAUGGAGGAGCGUCCAUUGAGGGGGUGCGUACUGGGGGCAUCCUGCGUAAGAUAGAAACCUGGCGCAGCAUAUAACAGCUAUAUAUAAGCCAGGUAUCAAACAAAAAAUAGCUCUUUUAUAAUUUUAUUCACCAUCUCCAUCUCUCUCUCAAAAGCAAACGGCUUGGUCUGCUUUCUCUCUCUACAAAGCAAAAGAAAAGCUUUGAGGCUUUUCUUUCUACUUCUCUCUCUAGCCUCCCUUUUAGGUGCUUUCUCUCUCUUCUUUCUCUCUCUAUAAUGGCACCACAUGUGGCUCACACCUCUGAAUUCAUCUCUGCUUCUCAUUUCUCACUCAGCCAAAGCGUCGAGUUCCACUCUUGAUGCACUAGGGCACCACUUGGCAAUGCUUUUUGUUCCCAUCUGAAACUUUCAUUCAUCUAUUCAAUUCAAUUUUGUGACUUCUUCGUAAGUUGAUCUCCCUGGAGCUCGGAUUUUCAUCCUCCAUGUCGUUCGAUAUAAGCUAGUCUUCGCAUUGUUGUGCUCCCUACAUUUCGCUACAGACUGUGGUGGAAAAGAGGAACAGUGUCCGGACAAUCUAAUGGCUGAGUGUGGAAACUGUAUCUUGUUGUUGCUCUGUUUCGAAAUCUUGAUUGUCGGUAUCGUGAUUUCAGUUGUUUGAGCGACUUUGAGUGAAUUGAGUUUGGGUUUUUGGGUAGAGGGGGGGAAGGAGGGAGGGGGGUGAUGGAUCGGCUGCUCCUGCCGACGGUAGGACCGCCAAUAAAGCGGCGAGCUGGGUUGCGGAUUAAACAGGCGGGUAGAGGAUCUUACAGGGGGAGCUAGGGGCAGAUGGAAAUCGCAGGAAAUUAAGCUUUUUUUUUUGGAGGUUUGGUUGACCCAAUUGAAGGAAAUUUUAGGGGCGUAUUAGGAUUUUGAGGGGGUGAAGAGAUGGCUACUGACUUGCAGCAAACGCUGAGAAGCCUCUGUUUCAAUACUGAGUGGAAGUACGCCGUCUUUUGGAAACUCAAACAUCGGGCUCGCAUGGUGUUGACUUGGGAGGAUGCUUACUAUGACAACCAUGACCAACAUGAUCCUUUGGAGGAUAAGUGCUUCAGCAAGACACCAGACACCUUGCAUGAUGGGCACUAUUCACAUGAUGCUCUUGGGUUGGCUGUGGCAAAGAUGUCAUAUCAUGUGUAUUCUCUAGGGGAAGGGAUUGUUGGACAGGUGGCAGUUACUGGAAAGCAUCAGUGGAUUUUUUCAGAUAAGCAUACAACUAAUUCCUCUUCAUCAUUUGAGUACUGUGAUGGGUGGCAAGCACAGUUUUCAGCUGGGAUUAAGACCAUUGUUGUUGUGGCUGUUGUUCCACAUGGAGUUGUACAGCUUGGCUCUUUACAGCAACAGGUUGUUGAGGAUUUGAAGCUGGUGUCUCGCAUCAAAGAUGUCUUCUUUGCACUUCAAGAUUCUUCAGUGGCUUAUAUUCCUCAUCCUAUUCAAUGUAGUAUGAAGAGCUCUUUAGCUAUGUCAGAUAUAUCUACAAGAGGUUCUGCUUCAGAUAUAGUCCCUGAUAGCCUAUUCAAUCUAGAUAAAGGCAUACACAAAGAAAGGCCAAAUGUAUGGUCUCCUAUGUUCCCAAUUUUUGGGAAACACAAUGAUAGUUCUUUCAUUUUUCAGCUGCCUGCUAUCCAUCAGAACAGGGCAGUAAACAUGUUCAAUAAGGAUGGAGGGCUUGAAUUAUCCUCAUCGCAGAGUGAUGAAAGCACCAAAUUUCUUCAGCCAAGAUCUGAAAACUUUGUUUUGGAGGGUCAGAAACAAGUGCAAAUGAAACUGAUUAGUAACACAAAGCGUGAAGAAGCUAGUGGUUGGAGGGAUGCGGAUGUGAGUUCUGAACACAAUGACACCUCAUAUCCAUACAAUUCCUUUAUGGAGAAUAUUAAUUCAUGUAGCACUGCACUUGCAGCCGAUAAGUCUCAAGUAGAUUUUGCAUGCUUCCCUUUUGGUUUCUUUGAUUCUGUGGAUUGUAAUAGAAUUAAGCUUCAUGGUGUCAAUUGUCAUGAAAAUGGGGUAUUGCACUUACCGGAUCCUUCAGAUAUGCAACUCCAAAAAAAUUUGGAAAAGAAGUUGGAGUUCCCAUCAGAAUUGAGUCAUGUGGACACAUCAUAUACAUCUUUAAGGUUCUCUGCUGGUAGUGAGCUGCAUGAAGCAUUAGGUCCAGCUUUUCUGAAACAGAGCAACUAUUGUGAUUGGGAAACAGAGAAGGCUGAAACCGAGACAACUAUUGAGUUGCCAGAGGGGAUGAGCAGCAGCCAAUUGACGUCAGAUUCUGGAUCGGAGAAUCUUCUAGAGGCAGUGGUAGCUAAAGUUUGCCAAAGUGGUAGUGAUGUUAAAAGUGAGAAAUCAUUCUGUCAGUCAAUGCAAUCUCUGUUGACAACUGAAAAAAUUCCAGAGCCUUCUAGCCAUACUAUACAUACUGUUACUUCAGCAGGUUAUUCAAUCGAUCAGUCCUCUCUUGUAGAAGAGACACAAAACUGCUUCAAAUCAUCAGAGGUAUGUGGUGUAACAUCUCAGCAGGGGAUUUCAUCAAUUUGUCCAAGUUCAUGUAGUGAGCAGUUGGAGCGGUCUGCAGAACCAUCUAAGGUCAACAAAAAGAGGGCUAGACCUGGUGAAAGUUGUAGGCCUAGGCCAAGGGACAGACAAUUAAUUCAAGAUCGUAUAAAGGAGCUGAGAGAGCUUGUGCCAAAUGGGUCAAAGUGCAGUAUUGAUUCACUGCUGGAGCGCACAAUCAAGCACAUGCUAUUUCUGCAGAGCAUCACGAGACAUGCUGACAAGCUAAACAAAUGUGCUGAAUCAAAGUUGCAUAGCAAGGAAACAGGUGUGCUAGGCUCCUCUAAUUAUGAACAGGGUUCAAGCUGGGCAGUGGAGGUGGGAAGCCAUAUGAAGGUUUGUCCUAUAAUAGUAGAGAAUCUUAACAUGGACGGUCAGAUGGUUGUAGAGAUGGUGUGUGAGGAAUGCAGCCGUUUUCUUGAGAUAGCUGAAGCCAUCAGAAGCUUGGGUCUGACAAUCUUAAAAGGUGUGACAGAGGCCCGUGGCGAGAAGACAUGGAUAUGUUUUGUGGUUGAGGGGCAGAACAGCAGAAACAUGCGAAGAAUGGAUAUCUUGUGGUCACUUGUGCAGAUUUUGCAACCCAAGCCUACAAUGUAACCAGCUAUGGCUGCUCAACUUUUGGAGAAUGAUGUGGGCCACCUGUGUACAAUAUCCAGAGUCAUUUGAGCUUUUGAUGGGAGUUCCUGGUCCACAAUGCUUGUUUGUAUGAUCUCCACGCCCACCACCAAACCGAUAUUUCUGUAAAGAGUUCCGUUUGUUUCUCUAAGAAGUGUGGAGAUGCCAUUUUUUUUUCCUGCUCUUUUUCUUUCCGUGCCCAAUUUUUUACUCUGUCAUUGUUUGGAAGUUUGGUGUUUAAUAAUCCAGAGUGCUUUGUGUAGUGUUUCAGUA